This is a messenger RNA of Rhodofomes roseus, 1277 nucleotides long. RefSeq lists its product as uncharacterized. The transcript is spliced from 18 exons. Bases 1 to 1179 code for a protein of 392 amino acids. NCBI's taxonomy places the organism in Eukaryota, Fungi, Basidiomycota, Agaricomycetes, Polyporales, Fomitopsidaceae. The record is from RefSeq and is a predicted model, not a curated record.
AUGCUUCUCACCGCCAUUGACCACGAUGAUAGAAAGGCUGGCGACGGGGACGGCGUGCACAUAAUUCACCCCUCUCGUCCUUUCUCCCAGCAUCUGAAGACUGUGCACAUCCUGGAGAUCGCCUUCUGUCCCUUGUACGUCCUGACGAUGGAGAGUAUUGCUAAGGCUGCAGGUAUUCCUGACGGGGUCAGUCUGUAUACCGAAGGCGAGCUCCUUGCUCAGUUUGCUGACGGUCCCGCGCUGAUUGGAAUCCUGUUCAAUACGAUGCUGUACGGUGCGAUGAUCACGCAGACGUUCUUUUACUUCUCGUCGUACAAGAGGGAUCCCUCGUGGAUGAAGUUCUACGUCGCGGUUUUGCUCCUCAAUGACACGCUUAACACCGUCUUCAACAUUUGGUGGAUAUACGAUGUACUCAUCAACAACUUCGGUAACGUCGAGGCACUCGGUCGAGGCAAUUGGCUCUUCGAGACUGAGGAAGCCAUGGCGGGCAUCAUCGCCAUGCAGGUUCAGUUCUACUACGCCUGGCGCAUCAAGAAGCUCACACAGAACUGGUGGUUGACACUUCUCGUUAUCAUCCCCUCUGUUACCGGCGGGUUGGCCGGCAUUGGAACGGCUAUCGGCGUGGCCAUUAUUCCUGACUUCUCUCAGCUGCAAAAACUCAAGCCCGUUGUUCUCACGUGGCUCAUUGGGGCAGCAGUGGCAGAUGUUAUCAUUGCACUUAUACUCAUAUGGCAUUUGCGGAACAACCGCACCAAGUUUCUUCGUACAAAUCAGAUGCUGUCGAGAUUGGUGCAGCUGAUCAUGUCGAAUGGCCUGCUCACCGCUAGCUUGGCUCUCGCGGACAUUAUAUCCUACCUUGCGACAACGAAAGGAUAUCACAUCGGGUUCAACUAUGCACUGGUUAAGCUAUACGGCAACUCCGUCAUGUCAAGUCUCAAUGCGCGGAGUCUCAUUGCCAAUGCAUCGUCUAGUCAGAACCCAUACAGCGACCAUGACUCCACGAGUAGGCAGAACGACGUGCAACUGGUGUCAACUGGAACUAGGGGACGAGCAGCACAGGUGGUGGUUAGCGUUGAGCGACAUGAGUUGACUGAUGUUGCUAUGCCGACUCUCAAGCACGGAGUCGACUGGCCAGAUGACAUGCAUCAUAUUGGAGAUGACUACAAAACCGUAGCAUGAUGCUUUCGCCGGUGUCAAAGUGCUUCUUUUAGACGACCUACCGAAGGAAUUAUGAUAUCUGAGCCAGAUCCUGCCUAAGGAGGUCCUGAGUUACCUUU